CAAACAGUUUUGAAACAUGAUAGAAAUAGAAGAUGUAAUUCCAUCGACGCCAACUUGCGAAGAAUCUAAACAAAUCAAUGCUAUCGACAAGGAAACCGUACAUAAAAUUUGCUCUGGCCAAGUGGUGCUAAAUCUUGCCAUCGCAGUCAAGGAACUUGUUGAAAAUGCUUUGGACGCUGGAGCAUCGCUUGUAGAAAUCAAACUGAAGGAACAUGGAUCAGAGUUAAUAGAAGUUUCUGAUAAUGGCAGUGGAGUGGAAGAGCGAAAUUUCGGUGCGAUGACGGCCAAGUAUCAUACCUCAAAACUAAAGGAAUUUUCAGAUCUUGCAUGCAUUGAAACAUUCGGUUUUCGUGGGGAGGCUCUGAGUUCACUGUGUGCUUUGUCAGACAUGGUAAUCGUUACUAGACAUGAGCUUGCUCCUCAUGCAAGCAAACUGCAGCUGGACAAUCGUGGUAUCAUUAUUCAGAAAACUCCGUGUGCCAGAUCUACAGGUACAACGGUUUCUUUAUCGAAUUUGUUCGCAACGCUACCGGUGCGACGAAAAGAGUUCCAAAAGAACAUCAAGAAAGAAUUCAUUAAGAUGUGUCACAUUCUGCAGGCGUAUUGUUUGGUAUCAGUUGGAGUUAGAAUAAUCUGCACGAAUCAAAACAAGAAAGGAGUUAAAUCAGUUGUAAUGAGCACUCAAGGUAACGGCCAGUCAGUUUUGGACAACAUUUCAACAGUUUUCGGAACAAAACAAAUGGCAGAAUUGAUUCAAUUGAAACCCGCUAUUAAUAGCAGUGGUAAGAUUAUGGAUUUGAAUGCUAGUGAUUUUGAUGAUAGCUUAUCGCUUACUCAAGAGGAGGUCGAUAGUCUAAAUCUUUCUCGGUACACUAUUGAAGGGUACGUCUCUAGUUGUGCUCAUGGUUCUGGACGUUCUUCGAAAGACCGCCAGUUUUUCUACAUCAAUUCUAGGCCAUGCGAACCAACACAAAUUAUGAAACUAGUAAAUGAAACCUACCACAAAUAUAAUCCCAAUCAAAAUCCAUUUGUUUAUUUGAAUUUAAAAAUGGAUCGCUCAGAUGUUGACGUGAACCUUACUCCGGAUAAACGACAACUUUUGAUUAAUAAUGAGAAAAUAUUAUUACUUGCACUGAAAAAAUCAAUUCUUAAAACCUACGGUUGUAUUCCCUCAACUUAUAAAAUCCAAAAUCUUGACGUUAGCGAGACUAGUCGGCUGCUGAAUAUUUCCAUCAAGUCGGACAAGGCUGAUAAUACAGAGGAAGAAAAUGAAGAAAGUUUGAUGGAGCUCUCUUCACAAAAACUGUCGGACACUUUCCAUCAAUGGAAGGUAACAGUUAAAUCGAACAACAUUUCUUCUCCCAAAAAAUUAGGAAACAAACGAAAAAGGGAAGCAAUCGGUACAUCACAGAUCAAGAUUCUAGACCUAUUGAAAAGUACUCCCGGCUCUGUUGUUAAUAAUGUUGUUGGUUUGAAGCAUGACCAGGAACAAGAAGAAAAUGAUGAGUUUGAAAAUAUCGCGAAAAUGGCAAAAAACUCUAUCACGGUUGAUGACGUGGAUCGAGAUUCUGAAGGUGGAACAGAUCGGAUGCAAACUAUUUUACCCGACAAGCCAGCAUCGCUAAAAGUUAUGAAACAUGUCACUUCGGAUGGUUCGUCACAUACUGAGGAAAUAGUAAAGCAUGUCAAAUCAGAAAAUAAAACUCUAGACGAGGAAAGACCGAUAAAAUUAAAAACAACUGCAAUAGAAAAAGCAGAAGAGCAUGCAGGUUUGAUCAAGAAGGAACAGAUUGCUCCCAAAGUAAAAAUUGAAACUUUUGAUCCCGAUCCAAUAGAUACAGACGACUUAAUACGAACUAACAGCGAUAGAAUCAUUAAUGUGGAUAUGAACUCUUUAACAGAACUUCUAGACGGUGAGCGAGAGUUGGAACUACAACAGGCAAACAGAGAGCAAUCAUGUUUGACUCGCUUAAAGUUCAAGAGCAAAAUUAAUCCAUCAAGCAAUCGUGCCGCUGAAGACGAAUUGCAGACAGAAAUUUCAAAAUCGGAGUUUACACGAAUGGAGAUCAUUGGGCAGUUCAAUUUGGGAUUUAUUGUAGUUCGUUUAGAUCAAGACAUGUUUAUCAUAGAUCAACAUGCCUCGGACGAAAAAUUUAAUUUCGAAGAUCUCCAAAGAAAUACGGUACUGCAAAAUCAGAAGUUGGUUGUUCCUCAGCAGCUAGAAUUAACCGCUGUUAACGAAAUGAUCCUGAUGGAUAAUUUGGAAAUAUUUGAAAUGAAUGGGUUCAAGUUCGAAAUAGAUGGCGGAGCAGAACCCACAAAAAAGGUAAAACUGAUGGCAAAACCGUACAGUAAAAACUGGGAAUUCGGCAAAGAGGACAUCGACGAAUUGAUAUUUAUGCUGCAGGAUGCACCCAAUUCCGUGUGUCGUCCCUCACGCGUCAGAGCCAUGUUUGCAUCACGUGCCUGUCGGAAAUCAGUAAUGAUUGGAAAGGCCUUGUCGUUGACGGAAAUGCGUCGGUUGGUGAAUCAUAUGGGCGAGAUUGAGCAACCGUGGAAUUGUCCCCAUGGACGACCUACAAUGCGACAUCUAGUCAAUCUAUCAAUGAUCGCACAAACCGAAAAUUUAUCUCUAGAAACGGAAUGAAUAAAUAAGUACAACAUUUUUAUUUUAUUUUUGAACGUUUAUUUGUCCUUUUUUAUACACUUAUCGUUCGGAAAAUGUUAAAACCACUGUGAGCCGUGGAUAGCAGAACGCCCUUAAGUUGUGGGUGCCAGUGAAGUUCCUUUAUCUCCGUUUGCCCUUGAUGAAUGAAUAGCAGUUGUGGAGGAAGAUCUUUGAGACUGGGAUCAUUGCGUUCCUCCUCGUCAUCUCGCUCGACUGAAAGAUCCCAAAGCGCAAUUUGGUCAUCGUCACCACCGGAAGCUAAAAUCGUAGAUUCCUUCGGGUGCCACUCGACGGUUGUGACAUGGUUGGUGUGAUGCUUAAAUGUCGCUACAACUGAUUUAGAUUGAAAUUGACGUAGAUCCCAGAUAUGUAAAUAACCGUCAU
Molecule: messenger RNA, 3052 nt
Organism: Sabethes cyaneus
Lineage: Eukaryota; Metazoa; Arthropoda; Insecta; Diptera; Culicidae
Gene: Pms2
Product: mismatch repair endonuclease PMS2
Exons: 3
Coding region: 17-2647 (876 amino acids)
Biological process (GO): mismatch repair
Cellular component (GO): MutLalpha complex
Molecular function (GO): ATP binding; mismatched DNA binding; ATP hydrolysis activity
Source: RefSeq, a predicted model, not a curated record